Messenger RNA from Lodderomyces parapsilosis, 552 nucleotides. RefSeq lists its product as uncharacterized. Lineage: Eukaryota; Fungi; Ascomycota; Pichiomycetes; Serinales; Debaryomycetaceae. Gene Ontology annotation, biological process: mitochondrial respiratory chain complex IV assembly. Gene Ontology annotation, cellular component: mitochondrial inner membrane; mitochondrion. Bases 1 to 552 code for a protein of 183 amino acids. The transcript has a single exon. The record is from RefSeq and is a predicted model, not a curated record.
AUGGGUUGGUUUGGUGGAAAUAGCAAUGCGCCUCCAGCAAAGGUGUCUAUGGUGAGUGAAUACAAAUCAGAACCAAAACAACAGCAACAACAACAACAGCAAUAUCUUGAAGACUUGCCUCCAAAAUUUGAAGACACCGAAGCACCAUCAUCGAACAUACCUUCUCAAAGGGCCCCUGCACAACCAACGUUAGUCGACGCUGCAAAAUCUAUUCAUCUCUCGGACUUCACUAUAGAUAGAUUCAUCACCAUGCCAUGUUUCAGAGAAGCAAUGAUUACUGGGUUUCAAGCUAUGGGUGUAUUGGGAGUAAUUACGUUUUUGAUUCGAAAGGACUUGAACAAGUCGUUGAAUUGGUCGGUGGGUGGGUUCUUUUUGGGAAACAUGGUUGGUUGGGAACAGUGUCGGUCUCUAAGACGUAGGUCGAUGCAUAUGAUGGAGAAGGCUAAACAGGAGAGGGAAGAAAAGAAUAGAAAGAAGUGGCAAGAAUUGCAAAAGAGUCAAGGAAAGAAUGAUGAUAUGGAGAAGUUCAACGAAUUCAAUAACAGGAAGUAA